Molecule: messenger RNA, 612 nt
Organism: Zootermopsis nevadensis
Lineage: Eukaryota; Metazoa; Arthropoda; Insecta; Blattodea; Termopsidae
Source: RefSeq, a predicted model, not a curated record
AUGAAGCUAUGGCCAGAAGCAUGCAGCCAUUUGGAAGAAUUGAAAGAAGAAUCAGUCGUGCAAAACAUCGCCGAAUUGGCCAAUGAAGCGGGAAUGGAUGGUGUGAAUGAGGACAGUAUUGAGGAAUUGCUGCAGUCUCGUGACACCGUGGCAAGACUAUACCUAGCCGAGAUAGUCCUGGCUGUGGAAUACCUGCAUCAGAUAGGUGUAAUGCACCGAGAUUUGAAACCAGAAAACAUUCUGAUCGAUAAACGCAGCCACAUUACAGUCUCUGAUUAUGGGCUGUGCAAAAUCUUCCACCGCAACACAAAGGGACUCAAAUGGGGUGAUGUGUUGGCCAAGAAAUUCCAGAUGCUGCACCCCCAACCACCACCAGUUGCCUCUACAGUGUCCAAUCAUAUACCAGACAAUCUGUUCAACAAGAGUGAAGACAAUUAUGAGAGCAUUACAUCAGAGGCAAUAAAUACACUGGAACUGGCCAAACUUCAUAACAGGACCCGUACUCACCAAACCAGUAGCAAUGAUUCAUAUAUAAAGACAACAGCUGCGGGUGACGCCCUCAUGUUAAGUGCAGAGGUGAACAGUGCAAAUUGGUUGUACCAUCCACUGUGA